UCACCACACUGCUUCCUUAUCUCAUUCAUAUAUAUAGAUAAAUUGAAAAUAAAUAAUUAGUAUCUUCUUUUGAACUAUACAUCCCAACGAUAAACAUGUGGAUAAGAUUUUCUUUGAGAAUUUGUCUGAGAUUUCACGCAGUAUAUAUUAUCUUCUGCUGAUUCUCACUUUCUACUGCAUUUUUGCGCCAAGAAACGCCAGACUGUUUGUCUUCCGGGCUCCAGCGCUCAGUUUAAAGUGCAAAUAGUUACUCAGCUCGAGAUGUUUUCGUCAUCCUUGGGCGUAGAGUUAGUGGUGAUCAAGAGGUUGAGAAGAUAAGAGACAUUGUAUACAAUUUCUUGGAGGGAACGAGAACUCGAGUGUGUGCUGCUCUGAAUUUCGUGAAUGCGUCAGAGAGAGAAAUUUAAGAGCUAAACAUUGAAACGAUGGGCUACCUAGAGGAAUUUGACAAAGAUAGCUCCAAUUCUAAGAUAAAAAGCAAAAGCCAAGCCAGCACUUUGGUCCUCAAUGAAAGACAGGAAACAUCCCAUGGUGAGAAGAUUCAAGUUUAUCCAAUUCCAGAGUCUACUCUGUGUACUUUCUGCAUGAAUGGGGAGAGUUGUAAAAUUGUUCGCUCAAGAACGAAGCUGAUGAAUGUUUUGUUGGAAAAGGGAAAGCCUCAGGAAGCCCAAUCAGUUUUCAAUAAUUUGAUUCAAGGAGGACAUAAGCCAUCUCUAGUAACAUACACAACACUUUUAGCUUCACUAACUGUUCAGAAACGCUUUGAAUUCAUUCAUUCGAUCAUCUCUCAAGUACAAAACAAUGGAAUGGAGCCAGAUUCAGUGUUCUUUAAUGCUGUUGUUAAUGCAUUCUCUGAAUCUGGGGACAUGGAGGAAGCCAUGAAAAUGUUCUCAAAGAUGAAGGAGCAUGGAAUGAAACCCACAAUCAGCACAUUUAAUACGUUAAUUAAAGGAUAUGGGAUUGCUGGAAAACCCGAAGAAUCUGUGAAAAUAAUGGAGCAAAUGAUGAGGGAAGAGAAUAUAAAACCCAACCUGAGGACGUAUAACGUUCUUGUCAGGGCAUGGUGUAGCAAAAAGAAUAUGAAAGAGGCUUGGAAUAUAGUGUCCAAGAUGGUAGCUUCCAGCAUACAACCUGAUGCUGUUACUUACAACACAUUAAUGACAGCAUAUGCUCAAAACAUGCAAACAGAAGAGGCUGAAAAUGUGAUUCUAGAGAUGCAGAACAACAAUGUGCUGCCAAAUGAAAGAACUGGUGGCAUCAUAAUUGCUGGAUACUGCAAAGAAGGUAGAAUAAGGGACGCCUUGAGAUUUGUUUACAGGAUGAAGGACCUUGGCUUACGUCCUAAUCUUGUUGUUUUCAAUUCAUUAAUCAAAGGAUUCCUUGACCUGUCAGAUAGAAAUGGGGUUGAUGAGGUUCUGACAUUGAUGGAAGAAUUUGGAGUCAAACCAGAUGUGAUUACUUUUAGCACCAUCAUGAAUGCUUGGAGUGCUGCAGGUUAUAUGAUCAAGUGUCGGGAAAUUUUCAAUGACAUGGUGGAAGCUGGCAUUAAACCAGAUGCCCAUGCGUACAGCAUUCUGGCUAAAGGUUAUGUACGAGCCCAAGAACCAGAAAAGGCUGAAGAACUCUUGGAUGCUAUGAAAAAAACAGGUAUUUGCCCAAACGUAGUGAUCUUCACCACGGUUAUCAGUGGCUAUGGAAGCUCUGGUUCCAUGGACUCUGCAAUGAGGGUUUUUGAAAAGAUGAUCGAAUAUGGAAUCUCUCCAAAUCUAAAGGCUUUUGAAACCCUGAUUGGGGGUUAUGCGGAAACUAAAAAGCCAUGGAAAGCAGAAGAAAUGUUCCAGCUCAUGGAAGGAUUCAACGUUCGUCCCCAGAGAAGCACCUUCCUGUUGGUUGCAGAAGCAUGGCGUGCUGUUGGAUUAACGAAAGAGGCAAAUCGAGUAAUGGGCACGUUUAAGAAGCAAACUACUGUCCAUCCAGUGGAAACACAGCAUGAGGCGCCAUUGGAGAGCUUGGAGAAGAUUUACCAAAAAGAAGCUGAUCACUCAUCGUCCUUCUCAAGAUUGCAGAUACCAAACAUUGUUGUAAGCGAUCAGAAGGGGUUGACUGGUCCAACCAAGAGCCGGAUGGUACUAAGAGAAGCUGAGUUCCCAUCAUCAGAGAGCUUGCGUUCUACCACUAAAGCCAUGAACCUUACUUGCAGAUUCGGGGAACGAGCUCCAAUGGUGAGCCGGAGGCAUUUUCAUGCACAGCUCUGCGUCUCCGGCCCGUUUGCACCUUUAUGUACAGUCCUUUCAUUGAACUGAGCAACAACCCUUGAUGCAAAAGAAGGCUUUUGUUUCACUUCAGGAGCUGAUUUUGCAGACAAGGUUGUCUGACUGGUGUACAUAGAAAAUGGGAGGGCAAUGGUUGAUGUCAAAGCUCUGAAAGCCACAAAGUACUGUAACUCAGAUUAUGUGUUUGUUUCCUCUAUAGACAUAUAAAAAUCUUUGCUCAGUAAGUACUUUUAAAAAGCUUAUCUCAAACUAGUAACUAUCGUUGUUUUGCCAAAUUUUCUGUAUUUAAUCAGAAUCGAUGACGAUUCAUAUUUAUAAGGGCUUUCUUCAUACCAA
This is a messenger RNA of Sesamum indicum (sesame), 2609 nucleotides long. RefSeq lists its product as uncharacterized. Gene Ontology annotation, molecular function: protein binding. NCBI's taxonomy places the organism in Eukaryota, Viridiplantae, Streptophyta, Magnoliopsida, Lamiales, Pedaliaceae. The record is from RefSeq and is a predicted model, not a curated record.